Dermacentor albipictus is the source of this 4303-nucleotide messenger RNA. The record is from RefSeq and is a predicted model, not a curated record. Lineage: Eukaryota; Metazoa; Arthropoda; Arachnida; Ixodida; Ixodidae.
AAAUCUGCGAUGACCGCAUUCGAGACGAGAUAGCACUAUUGCCUAGCAUAUAUCAGAUUAUCUUGAAUCACGUAUUGCGCUAUAUUCGAAGCGAUUGGCAUUGGUCGUAAAAUGAGUUCCAGGGUGAGCUUGCACAGUUCUUCCAGGUGGGAAAUUCUCACGCGAGUCGCGGAGGCCGCUUCGAAGUUUUUGCUGUCACAGUGUCAUUUUGCAACGGUGAGCUGUUUUUCCUGCGAAUACAUGGCAACAAACCAGCACCACAGGUUCCCAACUGAGAAGAAAUUAUCACGUGAACAUUUCUGACAUGGCUGUCGUCGAUGUACGCCGCCCCAAUGGCCCACUGUACCAGGAUAUGGACGGCGUGAUACGCCUCAGCCGAAACUUCACUGUCGAAAUGCUGCGCUCCGCGCUCAAAUAUAAGCCGCAGCCAGACGACAAGUUCGUCGUCACGUAUCCGAAGUGCGGGACAACCUGGACACAACACAUUGGGUUCUUGAUCUUCAACAAAGGCGUGCCCCCUUCCAGUGGCCUGGAGUUCUUCAACAGAAGCCCAUUUAUCGAGAUGCUCGGUGCCGACAGUGUGCGGGACAUGACACGUCCCGGAGUGAUCAAGACGCACCUUCCUUACCACCUCAUGCCCAUGCACCCACAGGCCAAGUACCUCUACGUAUGCCGCAAUCCUAAGGACACUUGCGUGUCCUUGUUCUACCAUACACGGGGUUUCACCGGAUACGACUUCGCCGACGGCAAAUUCGACGACUUCUUCGAGAUCUUUGUGUCCGGCGAGACCGACUACGGAGACUAUUUUGACCACGUCCUAGGUUGGUACGAGCAUCGCAACGACCCAAACGUCCUCUUCCUGCACUACGAAGACAUGAAGGCCCAGCCACGAGAGAGCGUGCUCAAGAUUGCCGAGUUCUUCGACCAGAGCUAUCACAAGUUGUUGCUGGACAACGAGGACAUCCUUCAGAACGUGAUCAAAUACAGCGACGUCAAAUCCAUGAAGGACUACGCCUUGCGGAACUUCACCAACUUCUUCACAAACCAAAUAGAUGGAGAAGCGCCCGAGGGUCUCAGAGUCUUCCAUGGGGUAUCGCAGAAGAAUCCGUCUACUGCUAGUUUUAUCCGGAAAGGCAUUGUCGGAGACUGGAAAAAUCAUUUCUCGCCAGAACAAAACGCCAGGCUGGAGAAGGUGACUCUGGAGCGACUAUCCAACACGGACUUGGUGGACACAUGGCGAAAGCAUGGUGUUAUGUAGACGUUUUGUGGCGAAAACAAAGUGCGUCAGUUCACAGUGAUUACGAGUGCAUUAUCAAGUUGCCGAAUUCCCAGUCUAAGCAGCGCCCAUGUUUGAACUUCCUUCAUCUCGUAAAGCUACUUUACUUGCAAGCACACAUUUUCUUUGCACUCAUAACAACACGGCAGCUCAAAAGCACCUUCUUAUAAUCUUCCAGCAGACGUGCUUAGGCCACUUCACUCGAACAAAUUGGUCACAGACGGAGAUCUUGAAUUUUGAGCUGAACAGUGGAAUCGUUACUGUGCUAGCAAAAGCGCUGUUUUAAUGCGAUUAGCAUUCUUAUGAUACUUCACGAACUUUGGGCAGUCUGUCUGUAUGUCGGUUUUUAAUCGUUCUGCUGCCAACUUGGGUCACCGGGUAGGCAAUCCAUGGUCUAAUUGUCUAAUCGGACUGCUGUGCUGAAGGAACACGGUUCGAAACCAAUCGUCGCACCAGCUUCGGCUACUCGGUAUGUGGUAUUGAGUAUUUGCCGCUGUUCGACGAACCUUUCUGAUGCCUGCUUAGAACACUGGGUAUGGGGCACUUGCUUUGUGCCGCUCCUUUAUGAACCUUUCUGAUACCAACUGUGGUCUCCGCAUAUGUUCCACUAGGCAUCUAUUGUCCUUCAGUAACAAAAAAAAGAUUCUUUGAAAUUUCUCCACUGCUCGGUGGCAUCGAAUUCCCUGCGCCACGCGCGAACUUUGCGGCGGCGUCGCCAGAUGGUGCAACGAGUGCUGUGGGAAGCGCCAGAGAGGAGCGCAGCUUCAUGCACGUGUUGGCGUUUGCAAUAUGGUGUGUCACUACAUUUUACUUCAAUUCUAAUCACAUUAACGUCGACAUACAUCGUGGGACGGAUUCUGCCAGAACUUAUAGUACAGUAAGGAAUUUACGGAACAGUAAGGUUACUAACCUAGGGGUACCAGAGGGCUCUAUUCUCGGACCUUUAUUAUUUUUAAUUUACAUUAACGAUCUGUCUGGGUGUCUAACAUCCUCACACUUUGUAUUGUACGAUGACUUGUAUUAUUAACUAUAAUAAAAAUAUUUCGUCCUUGGUUACUAAACUCAAUAAUGACUUAGCUAAGGUUACAAACUGGUGUAUAAAUAAUAAUCUUGUUAUUAAUCCCUCGAAAACCAAGUUCAUUCUAUUUAAUUCACCCCUGAAACCAUCUUGUGCAGUUCCAUUGCUGAAUCUUGGUUCCCAUUUAAUCCCUUCUAGAACUCAUUGCUCCUUCUUAAGGGUAGAACUAGACUCUAAACUCAAGUUUCAUUAUCAUGUCUCGAAUAUGCAAAAGAAAGUUGCUUACGGCAUUCGGUUACCGAUUAGAGCUCGUCAAUUCUUUAACCGUUCUACACUUGUCUCACUAUAUUACGCUUUUAUACACUCACACACUAACUACUCGUUAAUAUGUUGGGGAAAUACAUAUAAUACUCACCUCAGUUUACUUCAAACUUUGCAAAACCAAGCAAUUAGAAUAGUCACCUCUAGUCCCUAUAAUACUAGCGCUCUCCCAUCGCUACGCUCUAAUAACAUUCUGUCUGUCAAAGAAAUUGUGUCGUAUAAUUUGGGUAUAUUUAUUUUCGAGUUAUUGAAUAAUCAAAUUCCGCUGUUCUCAUACCUUUCGUCUUCAUUAAUAGUCAUGUAUAGUUCGAAGUUUUUUGUUAUUUCUAUUGUUGCAUUUAUGGUCAUGUAUAUGUUGAAAUUCUUUUUUUUUUGUAUUGCAUGUUUGGGUAAAAUUUUUUGUCCGUUACUGUCAAUUUCGUUCAGCUCACAUAAUUUUGCUGCAUUUGCUCCUUGCAAUUGUAUAAUUUCCUUCGCUAGAUUUAUUGUACCUCCUAGGGCCCUAUAACGUAAAACUAUUCCAAUAUGUUUUUAUUCCAAUCUCCUGACGUCCAAUUUGCGUACCGCCGACGAAAGCAUCGGGCGGUCACCUGCAGGGUUAUCUGAAGAGACACAUCAAACGCUCUCCUCGUUCAUAGGAGGUCACUUUUGCUUGCUUGAAAAAUGAAUAACAUUGCCUGCCCUGCGCGGCUUGUCUCAUCUAAUUAGCGGACAAGAGGCGAGGAGUACGCUCCAGUGGAGAGGGAUUCGAUGGGGCCGAGCCACUGCACUGAAAAUUGAUAACCGGAUGAAGAGGGUGGUGCCGGCACCUGCGAUUGGUCCGCUUUCCCUUACUUAGCUUGCGGUAGCUGGUAUAAAAUCGCGGCGGCAUGCAGCGGAAGCUUAAGAAUGACGUUGAAACCAUUCCUCAGCAGAGAAGUGUUUGCAGAACGAGGUCGUAAAUGUGCCGAAAGUGCUCGAAAACGCUAGACGGCCGCGCAAAAUGUUUUAUUAUACGCAAAUAAACCCAUGCUCUCCGACAGGUGCGAGUAGCCAGUGGAUGAGCGAUCGGCGGCAGCCAUCUCUUAUUCCCUUUUGGAACGGGGCAGCCUGCGGCUAUUCAGAAGAAAAUUCAGUUUUGUUCGGCAUAUUAAUGCAUCUUUAACGCGUACACGUCAUUUUGACGCGGUGAUCUUUUUUUUCAGUUUUGUGACGUUGCGUUACCGGCAGGUGAAGUGGGUGCAGCUCGAAAACUCUAGACCAAUAGCCGAGGGCUAAUGGCAAAAAGGCGUCGAAUCAAAAAUAACUAUUUUCCUUUGUUCGGUCAAAUCAUGCAUAAUAACUGUAUGCACGUGAUAUCAGAUGGUGAGCUAUCCCGGUUUUCGUGACGUCGCUUGACGGACAGGUGAAGUGGAAGUGGUCCAAAAAUGUUUUUGACCAAUCGCAGAGGGCUUAUUGCAGAAUUGGAAUAGAAAAGUUUGGAAUAGUUUUACGUUACAGCGCCCCUAAUCUUGUUUUGCGUUCUCUAGUACUUACUUUCUUCCAUGUUUCCUUAUAUAUGAUUUUGAUGUAGUUCUCGUUUCUUUAGAAAACGCAUGUUUAUAAAAAACAGGAGGUCCUGAUACAGUCUUUGACUAUGGGACCUCUUUCUGUAUAUUAUUAUUUUUAUAACCUGUAAUGUAUAAUGAAUAAAUCAAUUUCAAUUUUAA